AUGACUUCGCGCGAGCCAUCUGCGGCGCCUUCAGAGGGCGACACCAUCGACGAUCAGAUGGAAGACACGAAGCCUGACCUUGCAGAACUUGAUCAAGAGCAGGUUGAAACCGUGGAAGAACCCCCUGCUGGCCCUACCCCUACGAGCGGUCGUCGAGCACCUCGGCACAAAGCCGGAUCUGGAAGAAAAGCAAGACCACGAAAAGGUGCAAUUUGGAUACAUGAACAACCACACGAGGGUACUGAAGACGAGGGGAGCGUCGUCUCGGCAUCUCAUUCACGAAACAAAAAGUCAGAGGCCACUCCCGAAUCGGAGCCCAGAACAAUCGGAACUGCGGUGGGCACGAGAAGACAGGCCAAUGGCACUGUUGGCUCGGUCUACUCGGGGAGCAAGGUUAGGCACAUCAAGAAACCCGACGGCACACCUCUUUGGCGCAAAGAAAUCCAGUAUGAGUUUUUGCGGAUUGUGAUCGAAGACACGAAGCCAGUCUUCACGCGAAUCAGCGAUGGCAAAACCGAUUGUUUCUUCUCCGAUAUAUAUGUGGACUGCAUGGCACGAAGUUCCAAGACCAGCAAGAUCCUCAAAGACAGGCUUCAGGUUGACCGACAGGCUGCCCACAACAUGGCAAUGAUAUGUCUUCUUGUCAACGUGGGUCGUAUGAACACGACACUGAACUUCUUUCCAGAGAUGAGGGCCCAGCUGAGAACCUACCAUUCCAUCCCGUCUCUGCAGGCUUACAAAAGUCAAAGAGACUACAAGUCACUACAGGAUGCUCCAAGGCUGAAAAGUAUCCUCAAAGGCGCAAGCGAGGACACAGACGAACCUCGCACACUGGCGGCGAUCAAGGCCAAACCAGUCCCGAGGACGAAUCCAGUCAAUCUGAUAUUCGUCCUCUCGCAGUUUGCGCCCAAGAUUAGUGAAAUGCACUUUACUGAUAAGGUUGAUUUCUUUGAUCUUGCCAUGCGACCGACCAUCUCAUCCGGAACUAGGGCCAGAGCGUUUUUGUGGCUCAUGUGGUGGUAUCUCGAGUCCAACUUCACAAAGGAAGACGCACUGCGGAAUCCGUAUGGGCCUGGAGAGUAUAGAGACGACGAAGAUCCGAAUGAUCCCGACACAGUACCACAACUGGUACCGAAACUGACCACCAUUACGGAAGCAGAAGGUGAUGCUGAGAAUGUUGACCCGCCGGAGGAGAUUGCCUUUGCCGAGAAAAUGACACAGGAGCGGCGGCGGAUCAUGCUGGAGAAUGCGAAUGAACCACCAUUAGUCAUGGCUGACCCAGGAAACCCAGACCAUAAAGCCCUGAAACGUCUCAAGAAAAGCGCUGCAUACGGAGACGAAGACUCCCUCGUCUCUGAUGUGGAUUCGCGGGCAAGUCCCGGUGUAGGACGAUCCCCAGCACCGGAGUCUCUUGGUCAUCACGGACACCUUAUGAGCAGCGCUUUAGGGGGUCAAGCAGACAGUUUGGAUGACGAUUGGGAAGCGGUCGACCCACACCCUGGCCGCGGACGGUACAAGCGUGUCAGGGGGAAGAACACGCCGACACGAAGCAGAGGGGGUGCUAGACAGAGUGAUGGCCCCAGAAGCUUGCUCAAAUCAGGUCGCAAUGCUAGUACUCCAGACACGACGGAGCGGUACCGAGGGACGCCUCAACCUGGACACCCUGGUACUGGAAAUCAUCCAGGCAUCGGUCAGUUUGUUGCACACCGAGGAAAGAACGAGACUGACGUGAUAGGGGGCCGACCUGAGCCGGCAACUGGUGGGGCUGGCACCAAGGCUAGGGCCAGGACAGGGUACCAGCGUGAACUAGAGGAGCAUAGACAGCGUCGGGUCGAAUGGGCCCUGCGGAGACGUCGUAGGCAGGCCCUUCAAGAAGCACGGCAGAUGAGGGACGGGUGCAGAUGGCUGCUGCAGGCAGCUAGACGAGUCAGCGAGCUUCCUCCAACGUAUGACAGCGAAGAGGAAGAAGAGACCGGCGGUACUGGCUUUGCUGGUGUGCUUGGCCGCAGAUGGCAUGGCGACGAACCCGAACCCGGAGAGACUCCUGUUGGCUACGAACCCGAUGAUCACGGUGAGGAAGUGGAAACAUGGACCAAAGUUCUGAGGAAGACAGGGAGGCGUUUGGAAGUCUGGGGUGGAGACCGUGAUCUCGCGGUAUACCAUGCCCGACUCCAACGCCACCAGGCCGCCGAAGACAAUCUCACUACUGCAGCCCGUUCUCGGCCACUCACAAAUGGCACACGCAAGAAGCGACGCACGCGUGAGUCUCCCGCACAUAAGCCCCUUCCUGAAGUGGGAAGGUCUGCUCAAGCUAGCCGGACUGGAGGAAGAGAUCUCAACGAUGAAAUCACCCAAGAUCUGCUUGCUGAGCGAAGCGACGACGAUAUGGACGACGACGAUUCCCAUGCCGAUGGGGAGGGCGAGGGCGAAGAGAGUGACAUGGAUAUGGAUUAA
Fonsecaea multimorphosa CBS 102226 is the source of this 2454-nucleotide messenger RNA. RefSeq lists its product as uncharacterized. The record is from RefSeq and is a predicted model, not a curated record. NCBI's taxonomy places the organism in Eukaryota, Fungi, Ascomycota, Eurotiomycetes, Chaetothyriales, Herpotrichiellaceae. The transcript has a single exon. The coding region runs from base 1 to 2454 and encodes 817 amino acids. Gene Ontology annotation, cellular component: Ino80 complex.